UUGGCCACAUGGACCCCCAGAGGCAGUCCCCUCCCCGCUGCUCGUUGCGGCCUUGCAGCCCCAGGUCCCCAUGCUGUGAGGCGCUUGGUUACGUGGGCGUCGAUGCCGUGCUUGACCAACUGAAGAUCAAAGCCAUGAAGAUGGGCUUCGAGUUCCACAUCAUGGUGGUGGGUCAGAGCGGCCUGGGCAAGUCCACAAUGGUGAACACGUUGUUCAAGUCCAAGCUGUUGAAGUCUACCGUGCCAGGCGUGGGGGUGCCCACAUCCCAGACGCUGAGGCUGCAGUCGGCGACCCACGUCAUCGAAGAGAAGGGCGUGGAGCUCAAGCUGACGGUGACUGACACACCUGGCUUUGGGGACCAGAUCAACAAUGACAAGUGCUGGAACCCCAUCCUGGGCUACAUCAACGAACAGUACGAGCGGUACUUGCAGGAAGAGAUCCUCAUUGCCCGCCAGCGCCACAUCCCCGACACCCGGGUGCACUGCUGUGUGUACUUUGUGCCACCCACUGGGCACUGCCUGAGGCCCCUGGACAUCGAGUUCCUGCGGCGGCUCUGCCGGACUGUGAACGUGGUGCCCGUGAUCGCCCGUGCUGACAGCCUGACCCUUGAGGAACGGGAGAUCUUCAGGCACAAGAUCCAGCAUGACCUCAGGACUCACUCCAUUGAUGUGUACCCGCAGAAGUGCUUUGAUGACGAUGUCAAUGACAGGCUCCUCAACAGCAAGAUCCGGGAACGGAUCCCCUUUGCUGUCGUUGGGGCUGACCAAGAGCACAUGGUGAACGGGAGGUGUGUCCUGGGCCGGAAGACAAAGUGGGGCGUCAUUGAAGUGGAGAACAUGGAGCACUGUGAGUUCCUCCUCCUGAGAAACCUGCUCAUCCGCUCCCACCUCCAAGACCUGAAGGACGUCACCCACAACAUCCACUACGAGAACUACCGCGUCUGCAGACUCAACCAGAGCCACACGCUGCCCCGAGGGCCCGGCUGGGUGACGCUGGCCCCAGCCCCCACCUGCGCCCCGGCCACCCCCAGGCACUCGAGGGCCCGCCUGCAGGUCCGCGACAAGCCCGACAAGGAGCACUGAGUGCCCACGUGCCCGGGCCUGCGCCCCGGCACACACUGUGUGGGGCAUGUAUUAAAGGUGGACAUCGCUUUUUAUGAAAAGCUGUGCUUUGAAAAUGAAA
Molecule: messenger RNA, 1182 nt
Organism: Manis pentadactyla (Chinese pangolin)
Lineage: Eukaryota; Metazoa; Chordata; Mammalia; Pholidota; Manidae
Gene: SEPTIN12
Product: septin 12
Exons: 9
Coding region: 9-1082 (357 amino acids)
Biological process (GO): cytoskeleton-dependent cytokinesis
Cellular component (GO): microtubule cytoskeleton; septin ring; septin complex
Molecular function (GO): molecular adaptor activity; GTPase activity; GTP binding
Source: RefSeq, a predicted model, not a curated record